Molecule: messenger RNA, 1026 nt
Organism: Glarea lozoyensis ATCC 20868
Lineage: Eukaryota; Fungi; Ascomycota; Leotiomycetes; Helotiales; Helotiaceae
Product: LDH C-terminal
Exons: 4
Coding region: 1-1026 (341 amino acids)
Biological process (GO): malate metabolic process; tricarboxylic acid cycle
Cellular component (GO): mitochondrion; cytoplasm
Molecular function (GO): L-malate dehydrogenase (NAD+) activity
Source: RefSeq, a predicted model, not a curated record
AUGUUUGCAGCACGUAGAGCGUUCGCCGGCGUUGCCCAGUCACGGGCAUUCUCCGCCUCGGCAAGAGACUUGUCGAAAGUUACCGUCCUUGGAGCUGCUGGAGGAAUUGGACAGCCUCUUUCUCUCCUUCUCAAGCUGAACCCUCGGGUUACCGAACUCGCUCUAUACGAUAUCCGCGGAGGCCCAGGUGUCGCGGCAGAUAUCUCCCACAUCAACACAAAGAGCAAGGUCACCGGCUAUGACCCAACACCUUCCGGACUUGCCUCUGCGCUCAAGGGUGCAGAGAUUGUCCUCAUCCCAGCCGGCGUUCCCCGAAAACCUGGUAUGACCCGUGACGACCUUUUCAACACAAACGCCUCGAUCGUUCGCGACCUCGCAAAGGCAGCUGCCGAAUCUGCUCCAGAAGCAAACAUCCUCGUCAUCUCAAAUCCAGUCAACAGCACUGUCCCAAUUGUUGCCGAAAUCUUUAAGGCAAAGGGAGUUUACAACCCAAAGCGUUUGUUUGGUGUCACCACUCUCGAUGUUGUCCGCGCAUCCAGAUUCGUUUCCGAAAUCAAGAACAGCGAUCCAGUAGAUGAGAACAUCACCGUUAUUGGAGGACACUCUGGUGUCACCAUUGUUCCUCUCUUCUCCCAAUCCAGCCACCCAGACUUGGUUGGAAAUGCCGAACUCCUCCAGCGCGUACAAUUCGGUGGUGAUGAGGUUGUCAAGGCAAAGGAUGGUGCUGGAUCUGCCACCCUAUCAAUGGCCAUGGCUGGUGCCCGUUUCGCUGAGAGUUUGUUGAAGGCUGCACAAGGACAAAAGGGUGUUGUUGAGCCAACAUUCGUUGACUCCCCAUUGUACAAGGAUGAGGGUAUUGAUUUCUUUGCCAGCAAGGUUGAGCUUGGCCCCAACGGUGUGGAGAAGAUUAUGGAUGUUGGAAAGCUCGAUGCUCAGGAGCAGAAGCUUUUGGAUGCAUGCAAGGAGGACUUGAAGAAGAACAUCAAGAAGGGUGUUGUUUUCGUCGCCGAGAACCCAGGCAAAUAA